Lithohypha guttulata is the source of this 654-nucleotide messenger RNA. RefSeq lists its product as uncharacterized. Lineage: Eukaryota; Fungi; Ascomycota; Eurotiomycetes; Chaetothyriales; Trichomeriaceae. The transcript is spliced from 2 exons. The record is from RefSeq and is a predicted model, not a curated record. The coding region runs from base 1 to 654 and encodes 217 amino acids.
AUGGGGUCAAUGCCUACAGAUGCAGAUACGCUGCGCUACGAAGCACCGGAUGAGUUCACACGCGAGAUCGACGAACAUAUAAAGAACUGCAAACUGGCACAAUUCUGCCGCACGAGGCCGGACUAUACCGAAUCGCGACCUCAUCUGAAAAUACCGCAGGAAGUGCGACAGCACAAUUUGACAGCAGGGACUUUAAUGGGUCCUGAUAUGAUUGUGGUACCGCCAUACUGCUUCAAUGAAAAAGAUGGAAAAUCCAUGGUAUGCAUAUUCUAUGUGGGUACUCAUCUAAGUGGUCAUCCUGGUAUUGUGCAUGGAGGUUUCCUGGCGACUAUGUUGGACGAGGGACUAGCACGCUGCACAUUUCCCGCUCUACCUAACAAGGUUGGAGUCACCGCACAACUUAAUAUAGCUUACAAGAAGCCAACCAUGGCUGGGCAAUUUCUGGUUCUGGUAGCAAACACCACCAAAGUCGAGGGUCGAAAGGCUUGGGCUACUGGUGGAAUUUGGCCUCUAGAAGAGAUUGAGCUCGAUGCGACGAAUCCCGCCGAGCCAAAGAUACUCAAUACAUCUCAACCUUUAGUCUCAGCAGAAGCUUUGUUUAUUGAACCAAAGCAUGCCAAUAUUCUCAAGAGCUUGUACCGACAAGCUACAUAA